GGCCGGCAGAGGGCGCAGGCGCGGAAUUUCCUGUCAGCACUGACGGACUCCGAUAAAAUGGCGUCGACCUAGAAGACAGCCCGUGAUAGAGGAGUCCGUGAAGUAUGUGACGGGUCAUGUCCUUACGAAUCCCCCCAGCGGCUCUCAGCCUCAAACAGUUCCUGGUCAGGCAGCAGGUGCUGGGUCUCUACAGAAGGAUCCUCCGCGCUGUGCGUCAAAUCCCCGACCCUGCAGACCGCAGCUACAUGAGGGACUGGGCCAGGGGGGAGUUCAAGAGGAACAAGACGGCCAGUGAUGAGAUCACCAUACGGAUGAUGAUAACGCAGGGUGAACGGCAGGUGCAGACGAUGGAGCAGUCUCUACAGCUGGCCAAGUCUUAGACCGGUGCGAUACUGCGAGAGCCACCAUCAUAUGGGAGACAUCACGGAGCAGAGAACGGACUCUUCCCUGCGAUGACCCCACAUGUGUGGACCUUGCCUUGACCUGUAUGUACUCGUGCCUCACCAGUGCCGACAGGUCACCUACCUGUCCACGGAUGAACAUGUCCUCCAGAUCCUUCUCCUGUGCUUCUGUCCACGCAUGAACAUGUCCUCCAGAUCCUUCUCCUGUGCUUCUGUCCACGCAUGAACAUGUCCUCCAGAUCCUUCUCCUGUGCAUCUUUCCUCCAGACGUAAAGCUUCUGCUGCAGAGAGAUGUUUUAUUUUGUUUGUUUUCUUACAUUGUCAUCAUCCUUGUAGCAGGAAUAAGUUUAUACAUUA
Molecule: messenger RNA, 758 nt
Organism: Bufo gargarizans (Asiatic toad)
Lineage: Eukaryota; Metazoa; Chordata; Amphibia; Anura; Bufonidae
Gene: LYRM2
Product: LYR motif containing 2
Exons: 3
Coding region: 117-380 (87 amino acids)
Cellular component (GO): mitochondrion
Source: RefSeq, a predicted model, not a curated record